AAAAUAGCUCCCAUUCGCUGGGCCUGCCGGUCUCGGAGCCCCGCCGGGCCCCUCGCGGCUCUUCCUCUCCCCUCUGCACCGGGCGGACGGCUCUUCCCCGGCUCGGGGCCCGUAGCCUGCCCUUUUCGACGGCGGCCCACAGGGUUUCCAGCGUUGUUUUGGAGGCUUGGUCCCGGAGCCUGCAGGCCUGUUGGACCCGCGGCGCCGAACGCGGAGCCCCGGGCCGGUCGGGAGCCGGCACACUCCGCAGGCGCCGGCGCCGGGACCGGAAGAGGGGCAGAGCGGACACAGCCGUCAGACGGCCGGCACUGCUGGUUCAGCUUUUUCAGCCUGGAUUUUGGCUUAAUUCAACCCAAGAACGCCUUGGAAUUUCAUUUUCUUUUUUCCAAAGUCUACGAGGUGGGAACUGAAUCUCGACCCGGGUGCGUGUGCGGGUUCCCGAAGAGAACUCGCUUGGGCCAGGGCGCCGGGAGUCCCCGCAGCCGAGCGCGGAGAAAACCUCCGGGCCCAGUGCCCGGGGGACGCGCCACUCUGGGGCCCGCCGACCGCUCGCGCAGCCCGCAGGCCGGCGUGACUCCGACUGGCGCAGCGAGGCGGAAAAACGGCUGCCCUCAGCCGCGACGGUCGCCGACGGACAGCGGCACACAGGUCUCCUCUGCAGUCCAACCUGCAGCGCCACAUCCCGCCUUAAAAGGCGUUUGACAACAGUCUACAUUGUUGCACGGCAAACGGUGAUUGGUCACAGCGCUCACGGAUUCGGUCGGUAGUAAACACAGAGAGGCUCCUGGGACCGUGGAUUGGUCACCGAGCCGGCGGCCGAGUAAAUGCCUCCGCACCCCGCGCGCCGGCUGGCUGCAUUUCUGCUCGGCCCCGCCCCCGCCCCUGCUGAUUGGUUGCACCUCGGCCGGAGGGGCGGAGGGGUGGAGGAGCCGGCGAGCUCGCAUCGCGUCACUUCCGUUUGCUGUCUGCCGCCGCCGCGGUGUUCUCAGAGCGCGGCGGCGGGCGGCCUGAAGGAGCUGGGGGCCGAGAGGCGGGGUGGGCGGGGCUGGGCGGAAGCGGGAGGAAAUCCCAUCACUGAGACGCCGGCCUGGACGUUCCCGCCUCCGACACUGUCGGGUCGGGUCGGAGAAGGGUCACCACCUCCUCCAGCGACAAGGGGGGCGGAGCCCGGCGCAGGUGAGGCGACCCUGUCAGCGGGAGCGGCGGUGGCGCGCGCGCUCACGUGCGGACGGUUGCGCUGCGGGACGCGUCGGGGCGCGCGCGGCGUCCCCCAGCCGGUCUUUCUGAGGGGUAUUGUUACCCUGCGUGGCGGAGGGGCCGGGCGCGUUCUUCUGCGCAGGCGUCCCCCGUGUCCCGACGCCAGGCUGUCUCCUGCCGGCUGGGGCGGGGGCUCUGGCACCCCCGGAUCGCGGGCGGACGGCGCUGUUUCCCGGGAUGGGGCAGGAAAGGCCUCCCGGCCCAGCGCCUGGCGGGGUGAAGACAGGCCCUAUCCCGCUACGGGAUGGGGUCGGGUGGCUCCCAUGCGCCCGGCCUCGGUCUCCUUGAGCGACGAGGAUCAUGGAUUUUCCUGGACAUUUUGAACAGAUCUUCCAACAACUGAACUACCAGAGACUUCACGGCCAGCUCUGUGAUUGUGUCAUUGUAGUGGGGAAUAGACAUUUUAAAGCCCAUCGCUCUGUACUGGCAGCAUGCAGCACGCAUUUCCGAGCCCUCUUUUCAGUGGCAGAGGGAGAUCAGACCAUGAACAUGAUCCAGCUGGAUAGCGAGGUAGUGACAGCAGAGGCCUUUGCUGCCCUGAUUGACAUGAUGUACACCUCCACCCUCAUGCUGGGGGAAAGCAAUGUUAUGGAUGUCUUAUUGGCAGCCUCUCACCUGCAUUUGAACUCUGUUGUUAAGGCAUGUAAACAUUACUUAACGACAAGGACGCUGCCCAUGUCUCCCCCCAGUGAGCGCGUUCAGGAGCAGAGUGCCCGUAUGCAGCGCUCCUUUAUGCUGCAGCAGCUGGGACUCAGCAUCGUGAGCUCAGCCCUCAAUUCCAGCCAAAGUGGCGAGGAGCAGCCAGCUCCCAUGAGCUCAUCAAUGCGCGGGAACCUGGACCAGCGGACGGCCUUCCCGAUGAGACGCCUUCAUAAGCGCAAGCAGUCUGCAGAGGAGCGGGCCAGACAACGCCUCCGACCUACCAUGGAUGAGUCUGCCAUCACCGAUGUUACACCAGAGAAUGGGCCAUCAGGCGUUCAUUCUCGGGAGGAGUUCUUUUCACCAGAUUCUCUGAAAAUUGUGGAUAACCCUAAGGCUGAUGGAAUGACCGACAACCAGGAAGACAGUGCCAUCAUGUUUGACCAGUCUUUUGGUGCUCAAGAAGAUGCCCAGGUGCCUAGUCAGUCUGAUAACGCUGCUGGCAACAUGGCACAGUUGUCCAUGGCCUCUCGCGCAACUCAGGUUGAGACUAGCUUUGAGCAGGAGGCCGCAACUGAGAAAAGUGGUUUUCAGUGUGAAAAUCCUGAGGGUGGCCUUGGUGAGAAGGAGCACAUGAGAGUGGUGGUCAAAUCGGAGCCCCUGAGCUCUCCAGAGCCCCAGGAUGAAGUAAGCGAUGUGACCUCACAAGCAGAAGGGAGCGAGUCUGUGGAAGUGGAAGGAGUUGUGGUCAGCGCCGAGAAGAUAGACCUCAGCCCUGAAAGCAGCGAUCGGAGUUUUUCAGAUCCCCAGUCUAGCACUGACAGGGGAGGUGACAUCCAUAUUUUGGAAGUCACAAAUAACCUGGAACAUAAAUCCACCUUUAGCAUUUCAAGUUUUCUUAACAAGAGCAGAGGAAGUAACUUUAGUGCAAAUCAGAACAAUGAUGAUAAUAUCCCAAACACCACUAGUGACUGCCGGCUGGAGGGGGAGGCCCCUUAUUUGUUGAGUCCAGAGGCUGGGCCUGCGGUUGGGCCCUCCUCAGCCCCUGGUGCUCAUGUGGAGAACCCAUUCAGUGAGCCUGCAGAGUCCCACUUUGUUAGGCCUAUGCAGGAAGUGAUGGGCCUGCCGUGUGUGCAGACUUCAGGCUACCAAGGAGGAGAACAGUUUGGGAUGGAUUUUUCCAGGUCUGGUUUGGGCCUCCACUCCUCGUUCUCCAGGGUAAUGAUGGGCUCCCCGAGAGGAGGAGCCAGUAACUUUCCAUACUACCGCCGGAUAGCUCCCAAAAUGCCGGUUGUAACUUCUGUCAGGAGCUCACAGAUCCCAGAAAACCCAGCGAGCUCCCAGUUAAUGAUGAAUGGGGCCACGUCUUCAUUUGAAAACGGCCAUCCUUCCCAGCCCGGCCCCCCACAGUUGACUAGGGCAUCAGCUGACGUCCUGUCAAAGUGCAAGAAGGCUUUGUCUGAGCAUAACGUCUUGGUUGUGGAGGGAGCUCGCAAGUACGCCUGCAAAAUCUGCUGCAAGACUUUCCUGACCUUGACGGAUUGCAAGAAACACAUCCGUGUUCACACGGGUGAAAAACCCUACGCCUGCCUCAAGUGUGGCAAGAGGUUCAGUCAGUCCAGCCAUCUGUAUAAACACUCGAAGACGACCUGCCUGCGCUGGCAGAGCAGCAACCUUCCCAGCACUUUGCUCUGACCUCGACCUCUCGAGAUAAGGCCGACGCCAGGGCUGGGACCAAAACUGAAAUCUCUCUCGGUUGGUAUUAAUGCCGUUGAGGUUGAGGCUGCCCAGUGGCUCUCUGCAGAUUCCGUUGAUACUAAGUGGAGAGCUAGUGUGCGUAGCGCUCGUGCUGCUGCGUUUCUGAGUGACGUGCACGCUUUCAGAGGGGAGUGCCAUCCCUGAUGUCAGGUUCUUCCCUAGGGUUGCGUAUGCAGUCAGAAAGUAGUUUGCAAUUGAUGUUGUUAAAAGUGGCACAUUUAAAAAUUAAAAAUUGAAGUGCAAAAAAAUUUUUUAGCAGUUUUUGUAAAACUUUGUGAAGCAUUUAAUUAAAUUUCCUAUACCCUCUGAUGGAAAUAUUAUAUACAUGUACAGUGAUGCAAAACACACUUAUGUGUAACCAGUGGCAACUUUAUGCCUAAGAGGAAGGCUCUUGAGGACACGCCUGUCUGCCACAAAUGCUUUAAAGUCUAUCAUGAGCUAGUCUUAGGCCUCAGAAAGUACUGUAUUUUUUUAUUUUUGUCUGAUUUGCAGUCACAGACACUGCACUUUGAUGGUGCUGACACUGGGUCCAGAGUGAGCAUUCUCUGGGCUGUUAGGUGUAUAUACUUUUGAAAACAUCACUGUUGAAUAGAUGUUUUAACGGUUUUUCUGGUUUUAAAAACAAAGUUGUAAAUGGAGUAUGUUCUUGUAGGGAGUGACAAGUAAGAUAUUGUUUCUGUAUGUGCUAUUUUAGCAGUAUUUUAACCCACUUGGAUUACAAAUGUUACAGUUCCAUGUUUGGAAGUCAGAAAAGAGCUAGUGUUUGUCUUUGUUCUGAUGACGUGGAGUCCUGUUUUGUGGGAUCUUUCAUGGUGCACGUUCCCUUUGCUCCAUCCAGACUUCGGGGGCCAGUCCAGACUGACCCGUCUCACCCAGUGAUAGGCCCGUUCUGUGCUUCCUCUCUUCACUCUUGUGCCCCAUAUGCUGUCUUUUCCAGGCCUAGAUGACUGUUUUCAGUUAUAAACUAACCAAAAAUGAUGUCAGCCUGCCCUCCACCAUAUAUACUAGAGUUUAAAAGUAGAGACCCUGCACUUUUGUUGUUGCCCCAACCCAAUACUGAAGGUUUGAAAUUGUUUGAAAGCCAAACAUGGCAGUGUUCGCGGGUCAACAUUUUCCAGACUCUCUAAGAGGGCUGGACAGCCCAGAACACAGAAGUCACCAAGUAGCAUCUGAGACUGUUCCAGGAGACACAUGGGUCACAGCCCAGGGCUCUUUAGGCCCCACUGCCUCACUUCCGCAGCCCCACCUGCCUUGUCGUCUUCUGACCCUGUGCCAUCAGGGCUGUUGGUGGCACUUGUGUUAGACUGAGCCCUGGCUCAUAUGCUUCCAGGGAACAGCACAGGUUCAUGUGUCUCUGUGGAGCUCAUGUAGUCAGUUUAAUUCAUACAUGAACACGAGUUCAUUUUUUAUACAGCUUAGAGACACCAAACCAUUGUGCAUAAUUGAGAGAAAUCCUUCAGUUCUUGUGUUUAGAAAGCUAGGAAUGUGUAGCCUAAAAUAAAAGUUAGCGUGUGUUUUCUCGUAAUCUACUGUGUGCAGUUACACAUCUGUCUGUGGAUAAACUCAUAAUGUUCAUAGUUGGGUUUAGCAUCUCCUGUGAACUGCUUCCCAGGGAGGAGAGCCAAAAGGGAAACCUCUGUGAUUCCUCUCCUUCCCAGCAGACGUGGGAGACUGUCGGAGGGGAUGGGGUCACCUGGGAAGCUGAGCUGCGUGCAGCUCGUCAGCAGUCAUGUUCUGACUUGGACGCGAGGAGGCUCAACAACCAACCCUCUCCGUGAUGUGGUGACAGUGUCUUGUGAGGAGAUUAACCACGGACAACAAGAGAGGCCCUGCCUGGGCCCAGGGCGAGGAACCAGUGACACCAAGAAGAGAGUGGCGGCCCUGCUUCCCUUCCGUCUUGAGGAGGGUGCCAGGAGGCUGCCCCUCACCUCAGUCGGGCGUAAGUGGACUUUGCUUCGGGGCCUGUCUCUGACACAGCGGCUGGAGCCCUGCCUCUCCACUGCUGGAUGGAAUCUGGAAUCUCAUCUACCUCUGUAGGCAAUCAGUUUCUGCGUGUGGGAAGCAAGCUCGCGGGCCAGAGUCCUCAUACAUGCUGUAGCACUUAAAAAAUAAUCCAGAGGUUCCCUGGAAAACCAGUCCCAGGGUUCCUAUGAUCCCUAGUUUUCUACCUGAAUUAUAACUGGUAUUGGGUACCUGGAUAUUGAUUGGUUAGCCUUAAUUAUAGCCUGGCAGCAUCAUUUCUGGUGAUCAAAUCAUAAAGUUCUAUCAGGGCACCCAUGUCGGUGGUGCUAUGCUGGUCAAAAUUUGAGAUUUUGAAAUAAAAAAUUUGUCACAUA
Equus quagga is the source of this 5990-nucleotide messenger RNA. It is a transcript of the gene ZBTB5, whose product is annotated as zinc finger and BTB domain containing 5. The transcript is spliced from 2 exons. NCBI's taxonomy places the organism in Eukaryota, Metazoa, Chordata, Mammalia, Perissodactyla, Equidae. Gene Ontology annotation, molecular function: RNA polymerase II cis-regulatory region sequence-specific DNA binding; protein binding; DNA-binding transcription factor activity, RNA polymerase II-specific. The coding region runs from base 1558 to 3591 and encodes 677 amino acids. Gene Ontology annotation, cellular component: nucleus. The record is from RefSeq and is a predicted model, not a curated record. Gene Ontology annotation, biological process: regulation of transcription by RNA polymerase II.